GGGUUCGAUUCCCCGCAUUGGAAUCCUUUUUUCCCUGGUGUUUUGAAAUUAGGCGCUGGCCCAGGCGUGACGCCCUCAGGCUCUCUGUGUAAUUUUCUAAUCGUCGACGACAAUGUUACAACCCACAAUUCCAACAGAUGCAGAAGAUAGUCUAAUGCUUUCGAAUGAUUCUGAUGACCAAGUUAGCCACUCUAGCCAGUCUGAAGACCAAAAGCAGCUGCUUGACGUCCCGAAGGCAUUUUACGGAGACGAAACAAGGUCUAAGUAUGUCAUACAUUAUAUUAUCUCAGAGAGGGAAAUCGAACCUGAUCGAACUGAACAAAAAACCACAAGCAUGGAAAUUGGUUUGCUUGAACCCCCCAGGCCAAAGGCAAUAUUGAAGCGGGUGAAACAUUGCAGCCGGUCGCGAGAAUUGCUCACCAAUUCUGACAAUAAGAAAAGUGUUGAAAUACGGAAUUGGCUGGAUAGGGUGGACUUAUUGCUGCCAGAUCCCUACGAGGUUGCUUUUUCAAUCAAAAUAGUCGCCCCGCCAUCUCGUACAACUCUGGUCCCUACUCUUACACGCAUGGAAUAUUCGAUCUCUUCGAGCCCGUCUCAAGUCCCCCCUUCGGUACAUCUUGCAAGGCGUUUGGCUGCUGCGCCACCAGUCGAGAACGUGUUUGUCGAAAAAUUUAGUGUGGUUUUAUCAAAUAAAACUGUUACGUACACUAUGGCAGAUAUCUCCGAAUUCCCAAAAGUGAAGAUGCCUCGAUCCCCUCAGCCAUACUUGGAAAAGUUGUUGAGCUUCUGGGACGAUGAUCUUCAAACCUGGGAUGCACGUAUCUGUCCUCUGGUUGGAGGAACGAGGAUAGCUGCCAAGCAUUGGAAGAUCGUUUUUUCGAAGGCUGGGCAUUGGAAAGUUUCGACAAAUAGAACGCAGUGGCAUACAUGGAGGGCGUUGAUCGAGGAAUUGCAAAGGUUCGACAACUGUCCCGAAAAGCUUUGCAAAAAGUACCACAAUUCGACUAUCAGAGACAUUGCGACUGCAUCCCGGAAAUAAUCUUUUGAACGAUGAAGAUUACAUUCUACGAAUCUGUUUCUCUCAUGAUGAAAACUGAGAGGAAAUUCUUGGUGCUACGUGCAAGAACGGACAUCCGGCAAAGCUACAGUACGCAGUUUGCAUGAUAGUGAUACUUGUAAUAAUGAUCUUGUCCCUGUUAAUGUGUAAAUACUGUAGCAAUAUCAAGAAUUGUUUUAUACUGUAAAA
Lentinula edodes (shiitake mushroom) is the source of this 1246-nucleotide messenger RNA. RefSeq lists its product as uncharacterized. The record is from RefSeq and is a predicted model, not a curated record. The coding region runs from base 113 to 1039 and encodes 308 amino acids. NCBI's taxonomy places the organism in Eukaryota, Fungi, Basidiomycota, Agaricomycetes, Agaricales, Omphalotaceae. The transcript is spliced from 4 exons.